Messenger RNA from Tupaia belangeri chinensis (Chinese tree shrew), 1779 nucleotides. RefSeq names its product glucosamine-6-phosphate deaminase 2 (gene GNPDA2). Lineage: Eukaryota; Metazoa; Chordata; Mammalia; Scandentia; Tupaiidae. Gene Ontology annotation, molecular function: glucosamine-6-phosphate deaminase activity; identical protein binding. Gene Ontology annotation, biological process: N-acetylglucosamine catabolic process; carbohydrate metabolic process; N-acetylneuraminate catabolic process. The transcript has 7 exons. The coding region runs from base 149 to 979 and encodes 276 amino acids. The record is from RefSeq and is a predicted model, not a curated record. Gene Ontology annotation, cellular component: cytoplasm.
AUCCGGGUCCUUGGGCUUCGCGCUCUACGCGCCGGCCGGGUAGCUCACCGGUAGUGGAGUGUUUGGUGGUUCCCGCUGUUCCAGCGUUCUAAGAACCGGUAGUUCCGCCGGUUUGACCUUCUUAUCCCAGAAGCUGUGUAUCACCAUAAUGAGGCUUGUCAUUCUUGAUAACUAUGACUUGGCUAGUGAGUGGGCAGCCAAGUACAUCUGUAAUCGCAUCAUUCAGUUCAAGCCUGGACAGGACAGAUAUUUUACGCUGGGUUUACCAACAGGGAGUACACCUUUAGGAUGUUAUAAAAAACUGAUAGAAUAUCACAAGAAGGGAGACCUGUCUUUUAAAUAUGUGAAGACCUUUAACAUGGACGAAUAUGUAGGACUUCCAAGAAAUCAUCCUGAAAGCUACCAUUCUUAUAUGUGGAAUAACUUUUUUAAGCAUAUUGAUAUAGACCCCAAUAAUGCACAUAUCCUUGAUGGGAAUGCUGCAGAUUUACAAGCAGAAUGUGAUGCUUUUGAAAAGAAAAUAAAAGAAGCUGGAGGGAUAGACCUUUUUGUUGGAGGAAUUGGUCCGGAUGGUCAUAUUGCUUUCAAUGAACCAGGAUCCAGUUUAGUGUCGAGGACAAGAUUAAAGACCUUAGCAAUGGACACCAUUUUGGCAAAUGCUAAAUACUUUGAUGGAGAUUUAUCAAAAGUGCCAACUAUGGCUCUAACUGUUGGCGUGGGAACAGUGAUGGAUGCUAGAGAAGUGAUGAUCCUCAUUACAGGUGCACACAAGGCCUUUGCCCUGUACAAAGCGAUCGAAGAAGGGGUCAAUCACAUGUGGACUGUUUCAGCUUUCCAGCAGCACCCCCGAACUAUUUUUGUAUGUGAUGAAGAUGCUACCUUAGAAUUAAGAGUUAAAACUGUGAAAUACUUUAAAGGUUUAAUGCAUGUGCACAAUAAACUUGUGGAUCCACUACACAGUAUGAAAGAAGGAAAUUGAAGGAGAUUGGAGCAAAAUUCUGCUUGAAUGAACAGAACACUCUUAUAUUUAGUAGAUGAAUUUUCAGCUAUGCAGUAUGAUAAAUCAUGGGCAAUUUUAAAGAUUGUCAUUUUAAAAGUCCAGUGUCUAUGUUAAACAUUCCAUUUUUAGAAUGUGUCUAUUUUAUACUAGGAUAUAAAGGAAGUAGCUGGCUGUCCAGAUGGAUUGGCUGUCAUUUUAUAUAGUUCAGAAGCCACAUAGCCACCUCUGAAACGGCACAGAAGUGAAAUGUCUGCCUACUUGAAGGGGGAAGGCUGUAUAUACAUCAGGUAUCAUUUGUGACGUGAUUCCAGUGGCACACCUGGAUUUUUAUGUCUUAAAUUACAAGAGGACACUCCAAGCCUUUCAGCUAUCAAAGAACUACCACUACAAUCCUUUGCUUUAGGAAUGCUGUCUUCAUAUUUCCUGUGCAUUAUACAUUGGCUUUUCUGCACGUGGUUGCCUUAGUAUCUCUGGCAGUAACACCUGCACAACAUAAGUCAUGCUCUAUGUUGUUGGUAAAGGAAUUUUGAAGAGAUGAUCGUGCCUAAAAGUACAGUUUACAUCCUUUUGGAAAAUAUGUAUAAGUGCAUGAUUUUUGUGCACCUUCUAUAGCACUUUUUUACAAAUAUGUUAUUUUUAAUGACUAGGGUUCAUGCCCUUAAUAUAAGUAUCUUGGCAAUUAUGAGCUUUAUACCUAGCAACACACUUAAGGAAAUUUUUAAAGAAUAUUUUCUGAUUGUUAAAUUAAUAAAUUAGCAUUAUUCCAUAUAUACACACAC